GGUCACACUGAUUACAAUUUUUUCUGCCGUGCCGUAUUUUUCGUGCGGACAAGUUUGUCGAGCGAAAAUAUGCAAAAUAAAGUGAAAUACUUGUGCAGCGCACGAAUGAAGCGCGCAAGCAUAGCGCCCGCUAGCCAAUAAGCCCGACCGACCAUAUAAGCCACCUCAAAGGGACCCGCCGCAAACAGGGGAAAGAAUUUCAAGAUAGUGUGUUUUAAAGCAAAUUCCACAAAAAGGUGCGUGAUAAAUGCAACAAACUGUAAGCCAGAGCGAGCGAACAGGCAACUACAACUGCAUAUGUGUGUCGUCGUCGUGUGUGUGAGAGAACGCGCGUAAGUGUGUGGUAGAGCGAGAGAGAGAGAGAGAGAGAACGAGUGUGUGUGCCGUGGAGUGGGAAAGAAGCACGAUAUAACGAAACGCCAAGAAGUUUGCCAUCAUCUCUCUCUCCAUUCGCUGAUAAAGCAGAGAGCAAAUACACGCACGCACACACACACACACAUAGUGACACACGAAUCGAGUGGAAAAUAGAAAAACAAUAAUCAGCAAAAGAGGAGCGGAAAGAAACAGUAAAGUGUAAAGAUCAAAAAUCGAAAGUGUCAAGAAAAAAAAAAAAAAAAUACUCAAAUUACUAGAGAAAACUAAGUACUAAAAAAACCGCAAGUAAUCAUCAAUACACCGAACAAUCCCUUGUGGAACACGUCUCGGAGUCCGCCCGACACAGCCAACCCCCAGCCGCAUCAUGUCCACCCUGGACGCGCGCAACAACUCGGCCAUGAUGAAGCGGGCCGAGCAGCUGAAGCGCUGGGAGGAGUCGGACACCAACCGGGCCGCGCCCACGCCCCGCCCCGGGCGCCGCAUCAAAUUCAGCUCCGGCUGUGUCUACCUUGCCGCCUGCCUCUCCGGCGAAAAGGAUGAGGUGAUGCAGCUGCUCGACCAGGGCGCCGACAUCAAUACUGCCAAUGUGGACGGCCUAACGGCCUUGCAUCAGGCCUGCAUCGAUGACAGUCUGCCCAUGGUUGAGUUUCUGGUGAAGCGUGGUGCCGACAUCAAUCGUCAGGACAACGAGGGCUGGACACCGCUGCAUGCCACCGCCUCCUGCGGAUUUGUGAGCAUCGCACGUUAUCUGGUUGAGAACGGGGCCGAUGUGGCCGCCGUUAACAGCGACGGGGACUUGGCCCUGGACCUGGCCAUCGAUGUGCCGCACACGGAUAUGAUCGAGUACAUGGAGAAGAUAGUCCAGGAGCUGAACAUCGAUGUGGAGCAGGCGCGCAAGGCCGAGGAGGAGACGAUGCUGAGCGACGCCGAGCGCUGGCUGACCAGCGAUACCGCCGAGGUGGACAGGCCGCACCCGAAGACAGGGGCCACGGCGCUGCACGUGGCCGCCGCCAAGGGCUACACGAACGUGUUGAGCCUGCUGCUGGAGGGACGCGGCAAUGUGGAUCGUCAGGACAACGAUGGCUGGACGCCGCUGCAUGCCGCCGCGCACUGGGGCCAGCAGGAGACCUCCCGGAUGCUGGUCGAGGCCCUGGCCGACAUGGAUAUACGCAACUAUGCGGGACAGUCCUGCAUCGAUGUGGCCGACCGUAAAAUAGUCAAAUUCCUGGAAGAACAGCGGGCCAAAAAUCGCAACCAGCGGCGUCCAUCUAGUCAAAUCAGAAUCUCAGAUGCGAUUGAAAAUCGUGUGGACAAGACGCCCACCAAACUGGUGCGCGUUGAAGUGAGAACUGAUGCCACAAAGGAUGCGGAGAACGUGAAGCCCAAUCAACAGCAGAUCCAUGUCAUCGAGCAUCCAGUCGAGGAGGAGGCACCCUGGCGACGCAAGAUGGCCCGCGCACCCAACGACAGUCCCACUAAUAAUCAAGUUCCUGAUAGAGAGCUUAGCACCAAUAGCUCGGAGAGCGCCAACGAUGUCAUAUUGCGACGCACACAAAGCUUCGAGAAUGAUGAAAAAUUCUAUCAAAAGUACAAUGAGCUGCGCGCCCGCAUAAAGGCCAACUCCUGUCCCAUUCUGCCAGCGACUGCGGCGUCACAGGCGGCUGCCGCCGCCGCCGCCGCUGCCUCUGCAGCUGCGAAUAAUUCCAAUUCCAAUAACAAUAAUAAUCUAAGUAGCAAUAACAACAAUAAAUUUAAAAACAAUAACAACAACAAAAGCUCUCUGCUGCUGGGCUCAAGAGCAACAAAUAACACUGCAACAACAACAACAUCCAGUACUUUCAACAACACGCACAACAACACAACAACAAGCACACCACAAACAGCAGCAGCAGCAGCAGCAGCAGCUGCAGCAGCAUCCACUGCUGCAACAACAAAUCCAUAUUAUAGCGUACAAAGAUCGGCCUCACUCAAAGAUAACUCAAUGUAUUACAGGAAACCGACCGUUACACACGUUGCCACGCCCACUGGCACAGCAGCCACAGCAAAGACAACGCUCCUCAGUUCACCGUCGACGAAUGCACUGACCCCACCAAUACGCAGCCAAGUUACAGCGAAAACUACUGCCCAGAGCAAUAAUGGCAGCUCUUCCACGGCCAGUGCCAGUGCCAGCGAUGCGGAGACCGCCAAGCCACCGCCCAAGCAAUCCACGGGCAAUAUAAUUAAGAAUUUCUUCAAAUCUUUUGUACCGCCCGUGCGUGACGAAGAGAGCGAAACACAGCGCAAAGCGCAUGCCAAGAGAGUCCGUGAGACGCGUCGCUCCACCCAGGGCGUUACCCUGGACGAGAUCAAGAGUGCCGAGGAGUUGGUCAAGAAGAAGCACAUGGGCAUGGCCAACAACAACAAUAAUAACAACGAUAGCAUCAGCAGCACCGGCAGCAACGAUACAAGCGAUACAGCAGAAAAUACAUCAUUCAUCAGUGAUGCAAGCCAGCAAGAGCCACAGCCGCCACCACCGCCCACCACGCCGCCGCCAGCCAUAAUCCCCACCAGCGACGAGACGGAGAUCGAGACCAUUCUGGCCCCCAGUCCAGUGCAAAGUGCAAACGACACCACUGCCAGCUUCACCCUCUCCGCGCCGUCGAGACGCUCUGUGGUGGUCGGCGACGACGGCGACGGCGACGGUGAUGGCAAGGCCGGUGGCGAUGCCGAUGAUCCGGAGGUAGUGGUCAGUGCCAGCUACACGAUAGUCCCGCGGCGCGACAAGAUCCCCGACAGCGCUGAGAGUGAGCCAGAGCAGGUGGAAUCAAACAAACAAAAGACUGACGACCAGCAGGCGGAGAGCGAGGAGCAGAAGGCGAGGCCCACAGACCUGCCGCUGAGUGCGGCCCCGACUGAGGCCAUCAAGUCGUCCUCCUCGACCACGCCCGGCUCGCUCGAGAGUCCAGUGCGCUUGCGGGACAAGCGUGGCCUGUCCGGCAGCAGCCAGGAGACGGAUACCAAGUCGGACACCGCCUCGUCAGUGUCGGCGCAUCCGGACUUUAAUGCCCGCGACUCUCUGCUCAGUUUGUAUGCGCGCCGCACGGCGGACGGCAGUGGAGGAGCAUCAGCUGCAGCAGCAGCGGCAACAGCAACAGGUGGUGCUGGUACUGGCGCUGGUGGUGCCGGUGGGAGUUCCACAUCAACAUCGACAGCAGAACGGCGUCCGUCUUGGCGCCUCAAAUUCGAUGCCGGCUCCAAGUUCAAGCUGGAGGACAACACCAGCGGCGGUACAUAUCCGCCCAACAACAGCACCAUUAUACCCAGCGCCCCGGCGGUGAUGGCCGCCGCCAAUCUAUCGAACACAACUGGUAUCCAGCGACGCAUCAGCAGUGGUCCCAAUGCCCUCAACGCUUCCAAUCAGUCACUGAACUCUGUGGGCCGCCCCAUCUCGGCGCCCAGCGAGAGCACAAACAACAGCAGCGCCUAUGCCACGCCAGCAGUGCGCAAAUAUGAAACGACAUCCACAGGAGCGGGAACGGGAGUGGGAGCGAGAGCGGGAGCAGCUGCUACUACGACAGCCACCACAACCGCCAAUUCAGUGUCUGCAACCAGUGCCAAUCAUGCAGCAGGAACAGCGGCAACAACCAAUGCCACAUCCAGCCAUGACGAUAAGGAAAACGAUAAGGAGAACGACAAUCGCACACAGACCGUCAUACAGAGACGCCGCAAGCCGAAGCGCAGAUCGACCGGCGUGGUGCACCUUGAUGUGGAUGAACUGGAUCCCGAACGUCAGAACGAGGAGAAGGAAAAGGACAAGGAGAGCGGCAGCGAACGCACCUCUCGCUCCCGACUGGGCAGCACAACGAGUACGGCCGCAUCGAGCACGACCAGAAGCGAGUCGAAGGGCAGCAGCGACAAGUCGGAGAACGGCGAUGGCAUUGACUACAAGGCGCUCUGGGAAGCGGCCAAAUUGGAGAACGAUAAGCUGAAGCAAGUGCUCAAGCAGAAGGAUGACGAGGUUGUGCAGACGCGCGCGACCCUCGAGAGAUUCGCCAAUGCCACCACUAAAAACUCACUCUCUGAGAUUGAGAAACGUGAACGAAGAGCUAUGGAACGCAAGCUCUCCGAGUUGGAGGAAGAGCUCAAGCAACUCGAUGCAUACAAGUCGGAUAAUCAUCGCCUGAAGGAGGAGAACGCGGCGCUGAUUAGAGUUAUUAGCAAAUUAAGUAAAUGAAAUGAUGUCUCCCACUGUACCGCUGCAUGGAUGGAGGAUAAUCAUCAUCGUCAUCUGUAUCAUUGAGAAACAACCCCAUUUUUACGUUAUUCACCAGCUGGAGACGGGCUAAGAGAAACUAAGAGAAGAAAUUAAAUGAAUCAAAACGAAACGAACAGAACAGAAAAAAAAGAAACGAAACGAGAAGAUAAGAGGAGAAGGAGAAGGAAAGGUGCGAAAUUCGCUGUAAGGGGGAAAUGUCAAAAUUUUUGUUUAUUAAUUGUGUUAGAUAUUCAAUCAUAACGUGAAACCAUGUUUCUACAAUAUCGUUGAGAAUUGUUUCGUUCGUUUUAUAUAAAGAAAAAUCUUAUGUAUUUGGUCAAAUUUUAUAUACAAAGUAGUGAAAAUUAUUAAUUAAUAAAAUUGCACAGAUCAAGCCUAACUGUACGCAAUGUAAAUCAAUUGUGUGAGGAUCGAAAGAAAGCAAAUUGCAAAAAGCGAAAAUAACCUUUACAUACAAACUGAGAACAUAUUCAUCAAAUGAGCCCUAGUUACAGAUUAGUUUAACUACGUAAUACAUAUACAUACAUACAUAUAUAAAUAUAUACAUAAACAUAUAUAUUUUUUUUUUUCAUAUAUAAAUUAUAUAUACACAUUGCAUAUUAUAUAUAUUUAGAGCAACUGAAUCAUAAGUUCGACAUUUGAAUGUGUAAUAUCAUCGAGCAACCACGAGAGAACCGAGGAAGAGUUGUUUUCGAAACCAGCCCACGCGUCAACGUACUAAGUGUAAUCAUUAUCAUCCGUAUCAUUCGUAAUUGUGUUUAGUGUACCACCCGAAAACCCCCCAUAUUUUACACCAUACCAUUUUUAUACCCACAACGCCCCCGCAAUCUGAGGAGCGUACCGAAUACAAGCUCCAUGGCGCUCUUCUACAAUAUAUAGUUACAGAUACAGAUACGAGAGCAUAUCAGGAUAUGCUGCCCUGCAUAUGCACUAUUACUUCUACUAUUCGAUUACGUUAAUUAUUAGUUUCUCCCUCACUUUGAAUCGUAUUAUAUCGUACUAUAUUUUACCUUCGCUUAUAACGAAACAAAUGAUCAUACGCCCCUAUGCAUACAUAUUUCUGUUAUUUAUUAAAUUCGCCUAAGAGAUUUUUGUGUUACUCGUAAAUGGAAACGAUAAGCAAAUGCAUACAUAAAAAAACAUACAACAACAACAACAACAAAAUAUAAAUUAAUAUAAAUCGUGAAUUGUGUAAUAUGUAAAAUUGUGUGAGAAAAUAUUUAAGAAAAUUUGAUUCAAAUACGAAACUUAAUAAAUGUGAUCGCAAGCAAA
Molecule: messenger RNA, 5902 nt
Organism: Drosophila miranda
Lineage: Eukaryota; Metazoa; Arthropoda; Insecta; Diptera; Drosophilidae
Gene: Mbs
Product: protein phosphatase 1 regulatory subunit 12A
Exons: 20
Coding region: 740-4588 (1282 amino acids)
Cellular component (GO): cytoplasm
Molecular function (GO): protein kinase binding; phosphatase regulator activity; enzyme inhibitor activity
Source: RefSeq, a predicted model, not a curated record